AUGUCCGACGAAACCACCACCUACCCCGUUCCCGCCAGACUCCUCGACCCCGCCCAGUGCCCUGAGCCCUAUGUCAAGUCGUAUGAGCAGUACAAGGAGCUGCACCGCCAGAGUAUCGAGAACCCUGAAGAGUUCUUUGGAAAGCUGGCCACCGAGCUUCUCUCCUGGUCCAAGCCCUUUCACACCGUCAAGCACGGCGGUCUCGAGCACGGCGACACUGCCUGGUUCCUCGAGGGUCAAUUGAACGCCUCGUACAACUGUGUCGAUCGCCAUGCUCUGGCCACUCCCGACAAGAUUGCCAUCAUUUACGAGGCAGAUGAGCCCAACCAAUCCGAGAACAUCACAUAUAGCGAACUGCUCCGUCAGGUCUGCCAGCUGGCUGGUGUUCUCCGCGCCCGCGGCAUCCGCAAGGGUGACACCGUUGCCAUCUACAUGCCCAUGAUUCCCGAGGCCGUUGUCGCCUUCUUGGCCUGCGCCCGUAUCGGAGCCCUUCACUCGGUCGUCUUUGCUGGUUUCUCUGCCGAGGCCCUCCGUGAUCGCGUCCAGGAUGCUGCCUGCCGUAUCGUCUUGACCUCUGACCAGGGCAAGCGUGGAGGCAAGACCGUUGAGACCAAGCGCAUUGUCGACGAGGCCCUCAAGUCGUGCCCUUCGGUCGAGUCCGUUAUUGUUUGCCAGCGCACCGGAGCCGAUGUUCCCAUGACCAGCGGCCGUGAUUUCUGGUGGAACGAGGAGGUCACCAAGCGCAUGUCUUACCUCACCCCCGAGCCCAUGAACUCGGAGGAUCCCCUUUUCCUCCUCUAUACCUCCGGCUCCACCGGCUCCCCCAAGGGAGUGCUGCACACCACUGCCGGCUACCUCUUGGGCGCCGCUGCCACCGUCAAGUACGUUUUUGACUACCAUCCUAAUGAUAUCUUUGCCUGCAUGGCCGAUGUCGGCUGGAUCACCGGACACUCUUACAUCGUCUAUGGUCCCCUUACCUUGGGUGCGACCACCGUCCUGUUCGAGUCGAUCCCAACAUACCCCACCCCUAGUCGCUACUGGGAGCUGAUUGCCAAGCACAAGAUUACUCAGUUCUACACUGCUCCCACAGCCAUUCGCGCACUCCGCCGCUUGGGUGAUGAGUGGCUUGAGGGCCACGACUUGUCAAGCCUUCGUAUCCUGGGAACUGUUGGAGAGCCCAUCAACCCAGAGGCAUGGCACUGGUACAACGACAAGGUCGGCAAGGGUCGCUGCGCUAUCGUCGACACUUACUGGCAAACCGAGACUGGAUCACACAUUGUCACGCCUCUCCCUGGUGCCAUUGCCACCAAGCCCGGUUCUGCCACCGUUCCCUUCUUCGGUAUCGAUCUCGCCAUCUUAGAUCCCGUCACCGGCAAGGAGCUCGUUGGCAACGAUGUCACUGGAGUGUUGGCUGUCAAGAAGGCCUGGCCUUCGGUCGCCCGCACUGUCUUUGGCAACCAUCAGCGCUACUUGGAGACUUACUUGAAGCCUUAUCCCGGAUACUACUUCACUGGUGACGGUGCCAGCCGUGACAAGGACGGAUACAUCUGGAUUCGUGGCCGCGUUGAUGAUGUCAUCAACGUUUCGGGACAUCGUCUCUCGACUGCCGAGAUUGAGUCUGCCUUGAUCAUGCACCACUCUGUUGCCGAGACUGCCGUCAUUGGAGCUGCAGAUGAUGUUACCGGCCAGUGCAUUCACGCGUUUGUCUGCUUGAAGCCAGGUCUCAUGCAUCACUCGCACGAUCUCGGCAAGGAGUUGGUCCUCCAGGUUCGCAAGGUCAUUGGACCUUUCGCUGCACCCAAGAAGAUUUACUUGGUUGAGGACCUGCCAAAGACACGUUCAGGCAAGUUGAUGCGCCGCAUUUUGCGCAAGAUCGUUGCCGGUGAAUCCGACUCCCUGGGCGAUAUCUCGACUUUGGCUGAUCCCAGUGUUGUUGAUGUCUUGAUCGCCAAGGUUGCCAAGGCCUAA
Messenger RNA from Gamsiella multidivaricata, 1968 nucleotides. RefSeq names its product acyl-activating enzyme. Gene Ontology annotation, cellular component: cytosol. The coding region runs from base 1 to 1968 and encodes 655 amino acids. The transcript is spliced from 3 exons. The record is from RefSeq and is a predicted model, not a curated record. NCBI's taxonomy places the organism in Eukaryota, Fungi, Mortierellomycota, Mortierellomycetes, Mortierellales, Mortierellaceae. Gene Ontology annotation, molecular function: acetyl-CoA synthetase activity; AMP binding.